Haliotis rufescens (red abalone) is the source of this 1776-nucleotide messenger RNA. RefSeq names its product kynurenine 3-monooxygenase-like. Gene Ontology annotation, biological process: NAD+ metabolic process; L-tryptophan catabolic process; quinolinate biosynthetic process. The record is from RefSeq and is a predicted model, not a curated record. Bases 135 to 1586 code for a protein of 483 amino acids. Gene Ontology annotation, molecular function: NAD(P)H oxidase H2O2-forming activity; kynurenine 3-monooxygenase activity; FAD binding. The transcript has 16 exons. Lineage: Eukaryota; Metazoa; Mollusca; Gastropoda; Lepetellida; Haliotidae. Gene Ontology annotation, cellular component: mitochondrial outer membrane.
GUGAACAAUGUGACCGUGAGCCUGGAAAAAUGCCAUACGUAUAACAAGCCAUCAGUCAGCACACAGCACAUGAUCACGAAAAGUUCGGACUCGAAGCGCAGCACAAUUGCAACACAUUGACAACAUCUACAAAUAUGUCCGAUAGCGAGAAACGUGUUGCUGUUGUUGGUGGUGGGUUGGUUGGUUCCCUCAAUGCAUGCUUCAUGGCCAAGAGAGGUUUUCAUGUUGACUUAUAUGAAAAGAGGCCAGAUAUCCGCACACAGGAAAUAGUGAGGGGGAGAAGCAUCAACCUUGCCCUGUCCCACCGUGGUCGACAGGCAUUGAAGCAUGUAGGGCUUGAAGAUGAAGUCGUGAAGAAUGGUAUUCCUAUGUAUGCCCGGAUGAUACAUGACAUGGAUGGAAGCACAAGACCCAUUCCCUAUGGCAGGAGUGAUCAGUAUAUCAUGUCAGUUGACAGGAGGCGUCUGAAUGAAUUACUCUUAUCAGCUGCAGAUGAAAGAGAGAAUGUCAGUCUCCACUUUGAACACAAACUUGUCAGCUGUGACUUUCAAACUGGGGAAAUCAUCUUUGAAAAGCCAGAUAAAACCAAGGUGACACAGCACGUUGACCUAAUCCUUGGCAAUGAUGGAGCUUUCUCAUCCGUGAGAAAAGAAAUGAUCCGACAGAGCAGUAGGUUUAACUAUGCGCAGGAGUACAUCCCACAUGGGUACAUGGAGCUGGUUAUUAAUCCUACACCAUCAGGCGAGUUUGCUAUGGCCACCAACUAUCUUCACAUAUGGCCACGAAAUGAGUUCAUGAUGAUUGGUCUGCCCAACCAAGACAAGACAUUCACUGCCACCCUGUUCAUGAAGUUUGACAGGUUCGAGGAAAUCACAACGGAAAAGGAACUGAUGGAAUUCUUCACAGCUAAAUUUCCUGACUCCAUACCAAUCAUUGGAGAAGCUGCAUUGAAGAAAACCUACUUGAGUAGUAAAGGUUUGCCGAUGGUGUCUAUCAAGUGCUCACCUUAUCAUGUCGGAGACAAGGCAGUACUGAUGGGAGAUGCAGCCCAUGCCAUGGUACCGUUCUAUGGACAAGGAAUGAAUGCUGGGUUUGAAGACUGCCUUGUGUUUGAUGAAAUACUGGACCAGUGUCACAAUGACCUGUCUGCAUCUCUUGAACAGUUCACAAGCUUCAGAAACAAAGAUGCUCAAGCUAUCUGUGAUCUGGCGAUGUACAAUUACAUAGAGAUGAGGAAGUCUGUGAACUCACCAAUAUUCUUGUUGAGGAAGCGGAUUGAUAAUUUGUUGUACACACUCUUCCCCAAAGCCUGGAUCCCCCUGUAUACCAUGGUGUCCUUCACACGGACAAGGUAUCACGAAUGUAUCAACAGACGCAAGUGGCAAGAUCAAGUGAUAGGAAAGCUCUGUAUUGGAAUGGCAGCAGUGGGCGUGGCAUCAGUGUGCUUCACAGCCUACUGUCUGUUGGAUGGGGAUGAGAAUCUGACACUCGGUGAACGGAUCACAACCAUGUUUCAGAGGGCAUCUUUAUGGACAACAAUGAAAGGUGUUGGCAGUCUUGCUGCAAGACAAAUGUCGUCACAGUGACGAGUAUGGUUCUGAACCACAAAGCAUGGAUGGUACCUGGUACAUGCAUCUAUCUUACAGUAAGAUGUUACAGUGUCGUGGCGUGGGUUCUGAGAUCAUAUGGAUCAAGGCCAGUGACGCUACUGGUGUUUGUAAAAGGAAAUUUCAUUGCAGAGUAAAUGCCUCGGCGUGUGCCACAGGGGAAGCCACA